AUGACAAGCAUUCUUAACCCACAACAACGUCGAUAUUUCUUUAGUUUACCAAAAAUUCUUAGUUCAAGGAAACAAUAUUCUGAAAGGAAAUUAUUAAAUUUUUCACAAAACCAGCUAUAUGAUGUUGUCUCAAAUGUAGAAGACUAUCAUUUAUUUGUACCUUUUUGUACACAUUCUCAUGUUUAUACAAAUUCAUCUAUGGGGAAUGGAAUUCAUGUUAUGAAAGCAGAACUAGGCGUUGGAUUCAAGCUAUUUAAAGAAACUUACAUGUCAAAAGUAACUUGCCAAAAACCUACUUUAGUCAAGGCAGUUGCAGCAGAUGCUACUCUAUUCAAUGACAUGACUACAACUUGGAAAUUUACUCCCAAUGUGCCUAAAUCACAAUUAAAUUCUCCUUCUGCAAGUGAUCAUCCAACUUGUUGGGUUGAUUUUGAUAUAACAUUUGAUUUUGCUUCCCCUCUUCAUGCACAAGCCUCUACUGUCUUUUUUGAUCAAGUUUCAAAAAUGAUGCUUCAAGCAUUUGUGAAUCGAUGUCAAACUGUUUAUGAAAAGAACAAAAAUUGAAUAAUAAAGAACAAAGAGCUUUAUUUAUUGACUGAUAUAAACAUGUAUAUUUUCAGUAUUCGAUAAUGCCACCAUUUUUUUCAUAUUUUUGUAUAUAUGAAUUCAGUAUUAGACUUAAUGAAAUAGUAAAAUAAAAGAAAAGAAAGAAUACCC
Messenger RNA from Cokeromyces recurvatus, 717 nucleotides. Its product is annotated as dehydrase and lipid transport-domain-containing protein. The transcript is spliced from 4 exons. Gene Ontology annotation, cellular component: mitochondrion. NCBI's taxonomy places the organism in Eukaryota, Fungi, Mucoromycota, Mucoromycetes, Mucorales, Mucoraceae. The record is from RefSeq and is a predicted model, not a curated record. The coding region runs from base 1 to 564 and encodes 187 amino acids. Gene Ontology annotation, biological process: ubiquinone biosynthetic process; cellular respiration. Gene Ontology annotation, molecular function: ubiquinone binding.